UGUAGUCCGCUACUGUGUGUGCAGGUGUGGGAGGGAUGGAGGAGCGUGGGUGGGGGGCAGGAUACCCGCGGCUCGCGUGGCCCGAGCCCGACCUGCGCCGCGCCUGGCCCGUUCCGCAGCAGCGACAAGACACGGAGAUGCAGAUGUAUAUGCCUGCGAAGACAAUGCCCGAGGUGCCGAUAGUGUACUCUAGUCAGCAACAAACUCUCCGCGACGGACCUAAGAAGGGCCUGGAGCUGCCACCCCCCACCGCCCCGCCACCCUCCCCUGCUCCCGAUCUGAGAGAGGAGAACAAGCCGCCCCUACUUGAGAAUCAUACUAAGAAGAAACCUAUUAAAGAAAUAAUACAGACGGCAGAGUCGAACAAGGCGGUCGCGCGGGAGCCCGGCGGCGCGGCGUCGGCCCGGCGCCACCCCGCGCCCCCGCCCCCGCUCGACGACCACGACGGCCUCAGUGAGCAUCCCCCCGCCGCCGUGCUGCUGCUAGUGCUCGGCGUGUCGCUGACGGGCGCGCUGGCGGGCAUGCUGGCGUGUCGUGCGCGCGCGGCGCGGCGCCGGCUGCGACGCAAGUCCGCGCUGGCGCACGACGCGGACUACCUCGUCAACGGGAUGUACCUGUAGCGGGACCGCAGGCCCGGCUUGUGCUCUGUGCGCGACUCAACUUAAUGUCGACUUAAAGUUUUGUACAAAAAAAAUAAAAAUUUGUUAUUUAACAGUUCAUAAGUUUAACUACAUAGGUGCUGGGAUUAAUAUAAAGUGUGAUUGUACCUCGUACAGUAAUUAUACAUACCGGGGUAAUUACCUGCAUAUGUCAAGAGUCACAUCGUAUUAUAAAAUGAAUUAGAAUACGUGCAUAUUGUACAACGCUAACUACUGAACAAUGUUUAUUUUCAUUAUUCGUUUCUAAAUAAAAUACAAAAAGCUUAAUUCGUCUAUUAUUAUUAUUACCAUCGGGACUCACAGCGACACAUUGUGCGCCAAGGAAUGAACAUGUAAUGAAACAAACUUUAGUCAACACUUUUAAUAGGUCAAUUUAUUAAUGUAUCAGAGAAAUUUAUGAGUGCUUGAUAUAUGACAGAUAUUUAAAAAGUCAAAUUUAAAAAAUUUAUGUAUUUUGAAACUGAAUACAAC
Molecule: messenger RNA, 1130 nt
Organism: Bombyx mandarina (wild silkworm)
Lineage: Eukaryota; Metazoa; Arthropoda; Insecta; Lepidoptera; Bombycidae
Molecular function (GO): protein binding
Source: RefSeq, a predicted model, not a curated record